Messenger RNA from Penicillium pulvis, 1041 nucleotides. RefSeq lists its product as uncharacterized. The transcript has 5 exons. The coding region runs from base 1 to 1041 and encodes 346 amino acids. Lineage: Eukaryota; Fungi; Ascomycota; Eurotiomycetes; Eurotiales; Aspergillaceae. The record is from RefSeq and is a predicted model, not a curated record.
AUGCGCCUGGUAAUGAAACUCACGGCACUCGCCGUUGCGGCUCUGCCUUUGGUCAAACCUACCAUCGCAUCCUUCCAGACUAGGGCAACAUCUGAUAUCCCGCAAUAUGUGUAUACACACGCUCCACUAGUUUGGUUAUACAGCACAGACCCAUACCGGCCAAGCGACCUGCAAGCGCAACUCGACAAUACCACUCCCGAGGUCAACUGGACUGCUGUAGCAGGCGCGCCGUCUCCAUUAACGUUGGAAAACCUGGAUAAGCUUAAUGAUCUAGGCAAUACAAGUGUCUACUUGACGACCUCUGGAGGUAUCGCUCAGACACCUCAACCAUCAUGGUGGGAUGGUAUCACACCAGACAGCAACGGGCGGACCGGUAACGCGACAGGAUGCGCCAUUGUUGUUGUAAAUCAUGGCGCUGGGAAGGUAGAUGCUUUCUACUUCUACUUUUAUGCAUAUAACAAAGGUGAUAAAGUCCUAGGCUUAGAAUUUGGCGACCACAUCGGUGAUUGGGAGCACAACAUGAUCCGCUUCGUCAACGGUACACCACAAGCAGUUUGGUUCAGCCAACACGCCAGCGGCCAGGCAUUCACCUACAACGCCCUCGAGAAAGACGGCCUACGACCUUACGCAUUCUCUGCUAAUGGGACGCACGCUAACUACGCCAUUGUAGGACAACAUGACCACACAAUCCCCGGCUUAAACCUCCCGGCUGGCUUACUACUCGAUUAUACUGAUAAAGGUGUUCUCUGGGACCCAACGCUAAACGCAUACGCUUAUACCUACGACCCCGCAACCGCGACGUUUGCUUCAGAUACCUCAGCGUCGUACCCAGUCCCCUGGCUAAAUUUCAAUGGUCAAUGGGGUGAUGCACAGCCUGUGGGGGAGCCAUCGAUUUUUGGAGAAGCGAAGUAUGUUGCUGGACCGAACGGGCCGAAAUUUAAGACUCUUGAUCGGACUCAUGUUUGUCCUUCGACGCCUUGUAUUGUGUUGCCGUUUAGGAUUUGGGCGGAGGCUGAGGCGGAGUAUAAUAUGAGGACCUAG